CCUCAUUUUAAUAAAUGUUUGCGGUAGAAUCGGUCGCAACUUUUUUAUUUAUUUUUUAUUUUUCCGGCCGAAUCGGUCGCUAAUGGCUUUGCGGUAUUUCUGCCAAAUUUUGUGACGGAUAUGGAUGGAAUAUCUGCCAUAAUUAUUACUAAAAAUUGAAAAAUAUAGUUUUAGACCAUUUCCAAUCGAUUCCGUCGGAAAUUUUCGGCUACUUUUUCCGGUCGGAAAUUAAUACUUUUUAGUGGUGUGAAGGCAGGAAGCUCAUUAAGUGAGCUAGUUUGCAACCCCUAAAAAUUUCAACUGUUCAACUUGCCUUCUGGGAGAAAAUCAAAAUAUGAUUACCCUUUCAACAAGUCCUCGUCAUCGUUAAUUUCCAUUAAGUUUCACAUCGAAUUAAGUCAAUCCUAUUGUAGAAUCGUUCCAUUCCCCCUGAUAGCCGCAAACUCUUUUCCUGGAGUUGAUCAACGUUGACUUAUUUAUUAACGCUUUGCACGUCUUUUCCUUCUACUAUUACCUUAUACUUUUCUUUUAAUUUGAACAAAUUGACAAAGUAUUAAAAUAACUCUAUACAUACAGUUAGUAGGUUCCAAGUACAAGUACGAGACCAAGAUUUGGUCCGUUUCUCUAGGUUUGUUUCCGCUCUAUAUAAAGACAUAACAGUAUUCUUAGUUACAUAGUAGAAUAUAAGCAAAAGAGGAGAAAGGAGAAUUCCAAUUCAGGGAAUAAAAUUCUCCUUUCCCCAGUGGAUAAAAAAAGAACAAACCAUAGAAUUUCUUCAUCAUUCUUUCUACGUAGAAGCUUCAUUUUAGACUUCCAAGCAAAGGACAAUUUCCUCAAAAUCUUUCCGUGUUAGAAUGUCUAUGUUAAACGAAAAACACAUCCAAAGGAUUUUCGACAAGCUUGAUGAAGAUGGUGAUGGAUUAGUAAGUUUAGGUGAACUCAAAGGCCUUCUUGAUAAGAUUGGAGCUUGUACAGAUCUUGACGAGCUCCAUUCUUUGGUAGGAAAAACGAGCCUAAACUUCAUUGACUUCUCCCUCUUUUACGAGGCGAUGGUGAAGAAAAAUAAUGGGGAUGAAAAGAGAAAAGAGGACAAUAAUUUGGAAGAUGAUCUUGUUGAAGCAUUCAAGGUGUUUGAUUUGAAUGGAGAUGGUUUUAUUUCUUGUGAGGAGCUUCAAAAAGUUUUGUCAAGAUUAGGGUUGUGGGAUGAGAAAGAAGGAAGUGAUUGUAAAAGCAUGAUUCAUAUGUAUGAUACUAACCUUGAUGGAGUUCUUGAUUAUGACGAGUUCAAGAACAUGAUGUUGGUUUCUAAUUCUGAGGGUAUUCCUAAUUUGUAAAUUAUUGACUUUUUAUUCAUCUUUUUUAAACUUUCUACAUUAAUUGUUGCGA
Molecule: messenger RNA, 1386 nt
Organism: Nicotiana tabacum (common tobacco)
Lineage: Eukaryota; Viridiplantae; Streptophyta; Magnoliopsida; Solanales; Solanaceae
Product: putative calcium-binding protein CML44
Molecular function (GO): calcium ion binding
Source: RefSeq, a predicted model, not a curated record